CCUCGCCCUCUGUUUUGUGGGAUGCUCGGACUCCGUGGAUGGAUGAGUCCUCGCAUCGGAGUCACCACCAUUACAUCAUCCAUCCCCACACACAGCCGAACCCAAAACUAGACCGUUUUAAUAUUUAACCAGGAUCUCGAGCAUUUCAAGUGAGGAGCAGUCAGGUUGGUGUUCAUAAAGGACGCUUGUUGGAUUAUAAAAGCACAUCAACCAUGUCUGCGGGGAUGAUGGCGUUUCAAUGAACGGGGAGGAGAGGAGGGGGAGAGGAGGAGAGACGUGCACCGUCAUCAGCAUCUGUCCGCCAGCUCCCUUUGUGUUCACCGGAGAAUGUGAAUGGCGAAAGAUGACAUGGCAGAGGUAGAUUUGGCAUCAAACGGAGCGGAACCCCCCGGUGAGGCCUCCUCGGCGUUUCCCUACGAGGAGUACGAAUGCAAAAUCUGCUACAAUUAUUUCGACCUUGACCGCCGGGCUCCUAAGAUCCUAGAGUGCCUGCACACGUUUUGUGAGGAGUGCCUGAACACGCUUCACCUCCGAGAGGAGCGGCCAUGGCGCAUCAGCUGCCCCGUCUGUCGCCACCGGACUCCGGUGCCAGAUUAUCGGAUACAAAACCUCCCCAACAACACCAAGGUGACGGAGGAUUUUCCGCUCUACAUCGACUCGGACCCCCUCCCUCAGGACGCUUUGCCGCCGUACCCUCCCCCGCUGCACCCUGCUCUUGUCGCCCUUCGCCGGGAGGAGGCGUCGGGCACGUCCAGUACGAGCCAAGCGACCCCGUCCACCACUGUGUCCACGGCCACGACCCUCUCCCAGGACUCGGUGCGUUACGACAGCUGUCAGAGCUGUAAGAGAGUGGCGCUGACCACCGGCUGCGUCUGCGUGAUUUUCUCCUUUCUGUCCAUGCUGGUGUUGCUGUUCAUGGGCCUGAUCUUUGUGCACAGUCACAGUAAUCCUCCCUCGCCGGCGGGACCCAUUUGCCUGUCGGUAGCCAGCAUCCUGGCCAUGUUCUCUGUGGUCGUCACAUGGCUCAUCUGCUGGCUCAAAUACAGACCGGACCAUGAGACCGGCCGCUCAUCCGCCACCAGUAACUCCCGGAGAAACGCCUGAUGCCCACUGUGACUGCUGAUGGAGAUGUUUGUACUGUGGGUGUGUUAUUCUGUACAUAGUACUGACAACUGAUACUCCUGCUCCCUUUACUUUUUCUAGGAAUAAACAUCGCCCAAAAUGGCCUUUUAUCUGUUAUAGCAAGCACCCAAAGGCCUUCAUGUUGUUUGGAGCAAUAGGCCAACAUGAUCCUUGGUAAUCUUUCCUUAAGUUACACUUGAAAUUGCAGUAGGCCCAGUUGACUGGGUGUCUCGAUUCGUGAAUUUCUCCAAGACUUAGACCCCUCGGUGUUGGGCUAAGCUGUGGUUGGUUUGAUGACUGUGAAUGUGAAGUGCUUAUCUCCAGGGUUUGAGACCCUCCCCACCUAAUCCUGCUAAUUGAUAUGCAUAUUCCACUAUGCCACUCACUGUAUGAUAAAUGUCCAUAUCACUCUUAUAUCUCAACAAAGCACUAUUGUAUUGUACAGGCAUUUGGCAGUGUUCACUCCAGGUGGAUUUUGGUAUGUUUAUGGGGGAAGCCUCUUAAAAAGACAUCGUAUCAACAGUCCAAACUGUAAAUAGUCCACAAGUACAGAGGACCGGUGAGUGGAUAGGUGUGACCUUCUCAAUGUGUGUCAUUUAACUUUUCCUGGAAGGCACUGUUUCUGCAGGUUUUUCUACUCUGCAAAGCUCAAAGGGAUGUUGAAAGAGAUAGCUGAGUGAUUUUGCUGAUGAUUUUGAACCUGUUUUUUGGCUCCUUAUUUGUGCAUGCUAGGCUACUGAAAGGUUAAAACCACACUUUGUUAUUUUGACUCUUUUUUAAUUGGAGGGGACUUUAUGUCUCUAAACUCGUGUGCCUCACCUAGUUGCUGAAUGAAGCAAACUUCACUCAAAUCAUGAUCUGAAUCAUGCACGCACCUCCUGCCAUUGACAGCAUCCAGCUGGGAUGUCAGUAGGUAUUUCCUCACUGCUGUCAUAUUAUUUACACAGCAAACAUUGAAAACAGGGUUUCCAACGUGGAGCUGCUCCCAAAUCUGCACCUUUUUAUACUUUUGAAACAUAAGGGUCUAUGGGAAAAAAGAGUCACAGGUGUGUAUAUAUAUACAAGUAUGCGUUUUAACAGGUAUAAUCCAAUCUCAAAUCCACUUUCAGCCACUUCCAAGUGCAAGUUAAUAACUAAUCCUCUGAAGCCACAUGUGCUAAGAAUUGAGUGAAACUAUAUUGUGUCAAACAAGACACGGUGCAACUUUCUACAGAACACAGAGAUUGUUGUGGGUCACAAUUAACUGUAAAAUUAUAGAACUUAGCUGUGUGGCUGAGAUCUGAAUCACAUAAUCAGUGCUUGUAAUAAUGACGCAAAUGUUGACCUUUAAUUGAACUAAAACUUACUAUGAUUUGCUUUUCUCAGAAAUACAUGGUGACAGCCUGUAUUAAAACAGAAACACUGGAAUACUGUUCGGUGUAAGCAAUCUGUGGCAACUUAAUGUAAUCAAACCAAGCCUCUCUGAGUAAACUUUUAAGACUGUGAAGCAUCAGUGAUUUGGUUUACAUAAUUAUUGUAUUAGCUUUUUUAAUUUAUAAUUCAGAAUCAAUAAGCAUGGUAAAAAAGUGAUACUUUUUUUACCUAAAACUUUAAACUGAGGCCCUAGUCAAUAUGAAACUGAGGCCCUAGUUAAUAGCAGGAGUAGGUGAAUAGGAAUACUGCGCUAUGUUCCAGCUCCAUGACCCUUCUGUCAGCAUUUAGAGACAAUGAAUCUGGAGAUGAUUCUGACACCAAAGGGGUUUGUAUAGAAGCACUUGUUGCCAUUGCACACUCGUGGUAUCCCUACCUCACUGCUCGGGGAAAAUAGCAAAAAAAGUAAAAAGACAAAAAAAACAAAAACAACAACAAACAACAGAACAAUCCAACUAAAAUGGCACCCACUCAAUCUGAUUUCCAUGCUAGCUUCAAUCAUCCUCCUAAACCCUCUCCCAACUUUAGAUUAUGCACUUUCACCCUCUUAUUUGACAAAAGUAAUGGGGUACCUUUCACAAAUGUAAGCAUAUUGUAUUUAUUUCAGAGGACCUAGAAAAAUGUUGUUGGUUUUUAUGAGAAUCUGUGGUUGUUGUUGAAGUACCAAAAUGUAUUUGCACAGAGAAAUGUUCUUUAUGUGCUGUUUUACAUACAUAAACACAUUUCAGUAAUAAAGGAAACGUGAAUACCCAUA
Molecule: messenger RNA, 3286 nt
Organism: Sphaeramia orbicularis (orbiculate cardinalfish)
Lineage: Eukaryota; Metazoa; Chordata; Actinopteri; Kurtiformes; Apogonidae
Gene: rnf228
Product: ring finger protein 228
Exons: 1
Coding region: 334-1104 (256 amino acids)
Biological process (GO): protein ubiquitination
Molecular function (GO): ubiquitin protein ligase activity
Source: RefSeq, a predicted model, not a curated record